This is a messenger RNA of Branchiostoma floridae (Florida lancelet), 2071 nucleotides long. RefSeq lists its product as uncharacterized. The record is from RefSeq and is a predicted model, not a curated record. The transcript is spliced from 4 exons. NCBI's taxonomy places the organism in Eukaryota, Metazoa, Chordata, Leptocardii, Amphioxiformes, Branchiostomatidae. The coding region runs from base 72 to 2006 and encodes 644 amino acids.
AUCUAAUGAUCCAUCGUGAGCCGCUUCCCUGACCUGUGGACCAUACUACUGACAUCCCUGAUCUGUAUAAGAUGGCUGAGGGGACUGACUUCAACUUUGUUGUCAAUGAAGAAGAAGCUCCGCUCACUCCCAAACUGGAGCUGACUGGGGACACUGAAUAUGCCGCCUGUGCUGCUAGCAACUCGGCUAAGGAGUUUAGCUUUAAAGCAGCAGGGAAAGACACGCCUUCCACAGCCCAGAUACCUGAGGAUGGGACAAAGGGCAGCGUGGAGAAAGUGACGUUUGAGGUGCUGUUUGAAAACUUGAAGCCUUGCGGGAAAAAGAGGUCAAUAACAGCACCAGGAAGUCAGCGUAUAGUGGAUGCACUCCAAGCUGUUCAGGGUUUACAGAAAAUCAAGAAGGAUCUUCAAAAAGUCUUCCUCGACCCACUACCUGAUAGUAAGGUCAAAGGAGAACCAAACAUCGGAAGCCCCUGCAGUAGCAUCGCAGGGGGUAAGUUUAAAGCUAGGUUCCACAAGAAUCUGAAAGAUGUUCAAAGCCUUAGUAUCUAUGAUGAUGAUGGGUUAAAGUCUAGAAAGAGGUCUAGAUUUUAUGUGAAUGUCAGCGAGCAAAGAAGUCGAUCCCAGUGGAUCACUAAGAUGGAGCCGACGAAGUUCCACUUCCGUACUUUGCUUAUCGAUUGCUUACCCAAUGACACACUCCUGUCAGCUCUGCUGAGGGAUGGUAGGAUUGAUAACAGUAAGAUGAAGAAGAGCGUACUCUCAGAAUGUAGUGAUCACAGCGUUCCCAUCGUGCAAGCCCUUAUGGAUGAUGCUCAUUCCCAUCAUGAUAGCACCUUUGUUAGUGAAGUCAUUGAUGAACCACAAGUUAGUGAAGACGAUUGGCAAGAGUCUCUACGAAAAGUUCAGAUUGAUUAUGGUGUAGACAGGAACCCUACACAUAAAGGUAGCAUUGGGCCCACUGUGACACAGAGUCCUAGUUAUGAAGGGAGAACUGAUACCAGUGCCAGCAGUGUCCCCAGUACCAGUGGUUCUACACCGAAAGUCGGGAACCCAGGUUCACAGGAAAACAAGUCUGAUGAAAAGAUGUAUGCUGAGUGGCAGACAUUAGCUGCCAAGUUGUUGAAGUUAGACCUCCUACCAAAGGAGUCUGAAAUAAAGGAGAAGAAAAGGAGAAAGAAGUUGGAUAAGUUUGCAGAACCUUUUGUGCAGGAAUACCAUAAUGUCAAUCAGGGGACCACAGUCCUAAUGAUGAGCAAACUUAUCGGCCAUUCUGUAUCUGUAGGGGUCGUUGUCAAAAAUGACCAUUGUUAUGGAACAUGUUUCAGAGUAGGCCCAAAGUUUGUUCUGACAAACAAGCAUGUCACAAAGUUGGCAGAUUUGUCAAGUGGCAGUUGCAAUGAUGCUUUUGUGGAAUUUAACUAUUUGAAGGCAUUUCCUAAUGAGGAAGACUUUGUCAGAUUCAUUGUUAAAGAUGUCAAGCACAGUCAGGAUGACUUAGAUUACUGUAUUCUGGAACUGGACAUUCCUACAGGCCAGUUUCAGCUGGUUCAGGAAAGGUUACCUGGCCUGGAGAGUUUGAUCGGGUCCACUAGUGAAGGAAGUACGGUAACAAUUAUUGGACACCCAGGUGGUCAGCCAAAAAAGCUUGAUGUGCGCUGUCCUGUUCUCAAUCCUAACAAUAACAAGGUCACACAUUAUCUGAAGAUCCACCCAAGUAAAGCACAGGAUGUUUACCACCCUGGCAGGACGAUAUACAAGAGUACAUUUGCCCAUGGCUCCUCUGGUUCCCCGGGAUUUGACCAGUAUGGAAACCUUGUGGUCAUGCAUACCCGUGGCUACCCUUUGCAUGCAGGAUCCCAUAGUGUACUGGAACAGGGCAUUAGACUAACUGCCAUCCAUGGUGACCUUAGGCGUAAUAAGCCUGAUUUGUUCCGAGCCAUAUUUCCCCCUGAAUGUUGGGAUACAGUAUGGCCAGGAACAGAGGAGCACAUGGAUUGCUCAUAAGUUUGCUUUUGCAUCGUAACAGAGAAGUGGAGGGAGUGAUAAUUACGAAGGAAGUGACCUUGGAA